UCCCUCGUCGGCAUCGGCGGUGACGUUUCACUGUUACACACAUGACAUAACAGAGCAACACAGUCAAGGUUAUGUAGCGCAUUCAAGAGGAAGAAUGGGCUCACAUAUGGCAUAUAUUAGUCGGUCAGUCACCAAAUGACAGGAUGCAUUUUGCUGAUUUCGUGUCUGGAUCAUUUGCAGGGGCAUGUGGAGUUGCAGUGGGCUACCCUCUGGACACUGUGAAGGUUCGGAUACAAACACAGAAACAGUUCACAGGUGUAUAUCAGUGUGUAGUGGAGACAUUUUCAAAAGAAGGGGUGCAUGGCUUCUUCAAAGGCAUGUCCUUACCCAUUGCCACAAUCUCUAUGACGUCCUCGGUGGUGUUUGGCACAUACCGGAACUGCUUGCAGUGUCUGAGCCAGGCACGAGGAGCUUGUUGUGGUCCAAACACCAAACUGGAUGUCUUCCUGUCUGGAAUGGCCGGCGGUGUAGCUCAGGUAUCAGUGAUGUCUCCAGGUGACAUUGUGAAAGUACGUCUGCAGUGUCAGACAGAGUCCAGGCGAGCAUUAACCAAGACGCCCAAGCCAAAGUACCACGGUCCAGUUCACUGCCUGCUAACCAUCGUCAAACAGGAGGGACUCAUGGGGCUCUACAGAGGAGCUCUUCCUCUCAUGUUAAGAGAUGGGCCAUCAUAUGCCACUUACUUUUUGACAUAUGCAACUAUCUGUGAAUGGUUUGCAGGUGGCAGUAAGAAAAAGUUAGAUUGGUAUGUUGUGAUGCUGGCUGGGGGAAUAGCAGGAAUGGCCGGCUGGACUAUAGGAACACCCAUGGACGUCAUCAAAGCGCGCCUUCAGAUGGAUGGAGCAAGGGAGACAAAGAAAUAUAAGGGCUUUUUCCACUGCAUAGCUGAGACUGCAAGAGUGGAGGGAACUGGGGUUUUCUUCAGGAGCCUAGGCAUCAAUUGGCUGCGUGCAUUCCCUGUAAACAUGGUGGUGUUUUUUACAUAUGAGGUUCUAACUGGUUUUUUCCAAGCUGGAGGUGAAGGUGUUGACCCGCCUCAGUUAGGGUUAGAAUAAUAUUUGCCAACCUCCAGGCUGCUUGAUAUGUAAUAGCAUUCAACUGUUUUAUGCAAUUUUGCAUUGCAUUGCAAUAUUUUAAAAGAAAGAUAAUUUCAUUGGCACUGUUACACUGUUACAUAUAAUGCAUACAUUAGUAAGUGAUACAAUACAUUUUUAGUGUAAAGUUUAAGUGUCAAGCUACCAAGACUUUUUGGCAUGAUCCAUGUGACCACUAGAUGGCCUCCCUGACCAACUUGUUACAUUUUGGCCUUUGUUUUUCUGCUCUGCCUAAAAGUAAGAAAACAGUCUGCAGAGUCAUUAAAGGAAUUUUGUGAGUUACUUUAUUCAAGACCGUUUAGGUCUUCAGCUUAAAAUGAGCCGCAGUACGCACAGUUUACAGCAACCAUGUUACCUGUCCACAACCAUGCCAUGUAUAUGUUUUUAGUUAGUGCAGUUUUUUUGGCUGUUUCCGAAAAUGUUACAUGUGGAGAAUGUGACUUAAAUAUGCUGAACAUAAAUCAGUAUAUUGUUAAGCAUUUUUGAACUGAAUUAUUUAUUAAUUGAAUGACUUUUUAAAAAUAGACUCAGGAUUACAUUUUGCAUAUCACCAAAUAGGACUUUAUGAGUCCUAUUUAAAUCUUUAAAACAAGUUAUCUGUAUCUAUAAUAUAAUAUUGGAGCCUAUCUACAUUUACUCAUACAUUUCCGUUUUUCUCGCUUUCCACUUUCUUUCUCAUUUCUGAAAAUACAGCACAUUUUAACUACUGCUGGCUAUGGUUUUAUUUUGAGGUCUUGUGGGUGCACAGAAAAAUCAGGGAUCUUCAAACACUAGGAAUGUUGCAAAUUAUGUAUCUCCAGCAAUGUGUUUGUACAGGUAUUAUGAGAAUGUUCAAUGUGCUUUCCACAAUAAAGGAAGUUUGCAGAAAA
Molecule: messenger RNA, 1963 nt
Organism: Oreochromis aureus
Lineage: Eukaryota; Metazoa; Chordata; Actinopteri; Cichliformes; Cichlidae
Gene: slc25a47a
Product: solute carrier family 25 member 47a
Exons: 6
Coding region: 144-1055 (303 amino acids)
Biological process (GO): transmembrane transport
Cellular component (GO): mitochondrion
Molecular function (GO): transmembrane transporter activity
Source: RefSeq, a predicted model, not a curated record